Molecule: messenger RNA, 1238 nt
Organism: Solanum pennellii
Lineage: Eukaryota; Viridiplantae; Streptophyta; Magnoliopsida; Solanales; Solanaceae
Product: methylesterase 10-like
Exons: 3
Coding region: 258-1046 (262 amino acids)
Biological process (GO): salicylic acid metabolic process; jasmonic acid metabolic process
Molecular function (GO): methyl indole-3-acetate esterase activity; methyl salicylate esterase activity; methyl jasmonate esterase activity
Source: RefSeq, a predicted model, not a curated record
UCAAAAUGUAGCAUAAUUUUAGUUAUAUGUAAAGAGACCAUUAUAACGCGCGUCAAUUGAAGGUUAAAUCUGAAUAUUGGAGUAUCACAAGGAUCAAAGUCAAAAUUCAAUAGUAACCAAGGGAUUUAAAGAGCAACUAUUCCUUUUAAACAAUUUAUAGCUAAGUAAAAUCAUUUUCUUUCACUAUAUAAACUCCCCUCAAUAUAUAUAACUAGAGAAGUGUUAUCUAAACAAUUCUUCAAGAAAAAGAGGGGAAAAUGGAAAAGGGUGAUAAAAAUCACUUUGUACUAGUUCAUGGAGCUUGUCAUGGUGCAUGGUGUUGGUACAAAGUUGUGACAAUUCUAAGAAGUGAAGGACACAAAGUUAGUGUUGUUGACAUGGCUGCCUCUGGAAUUAAUCUAAAACAUGUUGAAGAUCUCAAUUCAAUGGCUGAUUACAAUGAACCAUUAAUGGAAUUUAUGAAUUGUUUGCCACAACAAGAAAGAGUUGUUUUAGUGGGACAUAGCAUGGGUGGCAUCAACAUAUCUCUUGCCAUGGAAAAGUUCCCUCAAAAGAUUGCUGUGGCUGUUUUUGUCUCAGCUUCUAUGCCUGGUCCUGACCUCAAUCUUGUAGCAGUUACCCAACAGUUUAUUCAACAAAUGGAAGAACCUAUGGAUACUGAAUUUGUGUAUAACAAAGGACUGGAUAAAGGCCCAACCUCUGUCGUUUUAGGCCCUAAAGUCUUAGCAACCAUCUAUUAUCAAUUCUGCCCCCCUGAGGACUUAACUCUUGCAACAUGUUUGGUUAGGCCCGUACCAUUCUUCGAUGAAUCAGUCCUAUUGACAAACACUGCACUUUCCAAAGAGAAAUAUGGUAGUGUUCAUCGUGUUUAUGUUGUAUGUGAAAAGGACAAUGUGCUCAAUGAACAACGAUUUCAAAGGUGGUUGAUUAACAAUAAUCCACCAGAUGAGGUCCACAUGAUUCAAGAUGCAGGCCACAUGGUCAUGUUCUCUAAACCUAGGGAGCUUUCUUCUUGUCUUGUUAUGAUUUCACAAAAGUAUCAUUGAUAUUUCAACUUGUUUAUUAGUGGUGUAGUCACAUAUAGUCAGUUGAACAUUCUUUGAGAAAAAUUAUACAAUAUAAAAACAUUUUGAAGUAUACGAUCCUUCAUUACUUCCGUGUGUAUAUACAUAUACUCUCUUCAAUAUUGAUCUUUGAUAAAAUUUCAGAUACACUUAAUGAAAUUUCUGAUUUGGGUA